GGGGAACCAGACCCAGAGACGUCCAAACCAGCAAGACCACACCACUGCUCCCACUGUGGAAAGAGUUUUACCCGGUUCUGGAACCUAAAACAGCAUGAGACGAUGCACACAGGAGAAAAGCCUUUUCAAUGCUCCCAAUGUGGAAAGAGUUUUACCUGGUUAAGGGCCCUGAAUAGGCAUGAAGAACUACAUACAGCAGGGAGGAAGACCUACCAAUGCUCCCAGUGUGGAAAGAGUUUUACUCAGUUAGGAAGCCUGAAAAUACAUGAGAGAAUCCAUACAGGAGAGAAGCCUUACCCCUGCUCCCUAUGUGGAAAGAAUUUUACCAUGUUAGGCAAUCUUAAAAAGCAUGAGAAAAUACACUCAGGAGAGAAGCCUUACCACUGUUCCCUGUGUGGAAAGAGUUUUACCCAGAUAGGGAGCCUGAAAACACAUGAGAGAAUGCACACAGGAGAGAAGCCUUACUACUGCUCCCAGUGUGGCAAAUAUUUUUCUCAUUUAGAGACCCUGAAAAUACAUAAGAGAAUACAUACAGGAGAAAAGCCUCACCACUGCUCACUGUGUGGAAAGAGUUUGACCACUUUGGGCAAUCUAAAAGAGCAUGAGAGGACACACACGGGAGAAAAGCCUUUUAAGUGUUCCCUCUGUGGAAAGAGUUUUACCCAUUUAGCGAGCAUGAAAAGGCAUAAAGGAAUACACACAGGAUAAAAGCCUUACCAAUUCUCCCAGUGAGGAAAGAGAUUUUCACGAUUACAGGACCUUACAUCACAUGAGAGGACACACCUGACCACUGCUCCCAAUGUGGAAAGACUUUUACCUUGUUAGGGAUCCUGAAAACAUUUAGAGGAAACAUAGGAGAAAAGAUCUACCACUGUUCUCAGUGUGGAAUAAGAUUUUACCCGGUUAUGUAACCUGAAAGACCAUAAAAGAACUCAUACAAAUACACAGGAGGAGAAGACAUACUACUGCUCUCAGUGUGGAAAGACAUUUUCCCAGUCAGAGGACCUGAAAACACAUGAGAGAAUAGAGAGGCUGUGUUCUGACUUGUGUUUCUGACUGAGAAUUUGGGGUUUUGUUUAAUACCACAUUAAAUCAUACUCAAAAAAAGUUUACAGGAAUUCCCACCUGUUUAGCCAGUAUAUUGUUAUAUAAUGAUAUAUAUAUAUUUUUGUGUUGUUGUUGUUGCCUGUUUUGCAUGUUAUUUUGGCAUUAAUACG
Messenger RNA from Salvelinus namaycush (lake trout), 1217 nucleotides. RefSeq names its product zinc finger protein 239-like. Lineage: Eukaryota; Metazoa; Chordata; Actinopteri; Salmoniformes; Salmonidae. Gene Ontology annotation, biological process: negative regulation of transcription by RNA polymerase II. The record is from RefSeq and is a predicted model, not a curated record. The transcript has a single exon. The annotation marks the transcript as partial. Gene Ontology annotation, molecular function: DNA-binding transcription repressor activity, RNA polymerase II-specific.